Molecule: messenger RNA, 1267 nt
Organism: Xiphophorus couchianus (Monterrey platyfish)
Lineage: Eukaryota; Metazoa; Chordata; Actinopteri; Cyprinodontiformes; Poeciliidae
Exons: 6
Coding region: 174-1100 (308 amino acids)
Cellular component (GO): membrane
Source: RefSeq, a predicted model, not a curated record
CAGUUUAAGCCAUCCAAAAUUUUAUGUAGAACUGUUUCAUAAUAGCUUCAAUAAAUCAGACUAGAGCAUCUAUAAAAAACCCAUGGGGGUUGGGUUUUUUGUGAAUGUGUGAAACAAAACCACAUGGAGGUGAGAAAGAAGCUGUGAGAACUUUCUUUAGUGCAGUUUGAGAAAUGGCGCUGACUGUCACAUUUUUAACUUUUCUGUUGCUAGUCUGUGAACUUCAAAUGCAAGGUUCCUCUGCAGUGAUUGAUGUAUUUGUGAAAACUGGAGAUGAUUUAAUUCUCACAGAAGCUGAAAUUCCACCAAAUUCUCGCAUUUGGUUAUGGCAAUUUAAAGAUGAUAUACUGGUAGAGUUUUUGCAUGGUUCCCAACCAAAUGUUGUUAAGAAUCGCUUUGGAAAAGUUGAAGUUUUAGAAAAAAGUCAUAGUGUGAAAUUAAAGGAUCUACAGAAGUCACACAAUGGUAUUUAUAUUGCAAAGCUAGUAUCACCUAAAGAGCAAAUACUGGCUCAAUACAACGUUACAGUUCAAGAUGCAGUGUCUCCAGUUGAUCUCAACUUUACCUGCUCAUCCAGCUCCUCCUCCUAUAACCUGACAGCGACCUGCAGGACAGACAACAUCAGCAUCACUCUGAGAUGUGAUUAUUUAUUCUGCAGCAAGGAAAAGAGAAAUUUGGUCACCAAAUCUGGUUCUUCUCUUCAUAUCUACAAGUUGAAUGAGUCGGUUGUCUGUAACCAUAGCAACCAGGUCAGCAAGGUUGAAUCCAAAGAAAACAUUGAGAAUCGCUGCCCUCCACCUAGAAAACCCAGAAAAUAUUACUGGUAUUUUAUAUUGAUCCUGUUGGUUCUUCUUGUCUGUUUAAUUUAUUUUGGAUAUCGUAAAUGCAAGAAAGCAGGUGACAACGACAACUUUGACAACCCAGUAUAUUUUCAUUUUGUGGUAAACGAUCAAACUGAAACAUUGAAUGAAACGGCUGCGAACUCCACCGACAGCACAGUGGGGCCUUCUACGACUACGGGAGCCACCAAUACUAGAAGCAGUGACCAAAGAGACGAUGUGUAUGCACAGAUAGAAAAAAAAAAACUUCUAAAUGACUGAACUGGUGACUUUGAAAAGAACUGGAAGUAUGAUGUGGUGAGAUGCCAUUUAUCAUGUGAAAAGGCAGGCUGCUGUAUUUCACACACUCUGUAGAUGGUAUAGACAUGGUCCAGUUACUGAUCUCAGGGUUUUAAAAAGCUACGGUUUAAAAUAUAUGAAGAAUUUAA